GAGCGCUGCCUGGAGCCGCGGCGCCGGCGGGUUGAGCGGGGCGAUCCCAGCCCGGGGAAGCGGGCAGGGCGGGGCGCGCGGCGCGGGAGCGAGCCUGGCGCCCACCGUAGAGACUGUCGCGAGGUGCCGAGGUUCCUACCAAGGUUAUCCAGAGGAUCCACUGACUAAAGUGAUGGAGAGUGGCCCGGCCGUCUGCUGCCAGGACCCUCGGGCAGAGCUGGUAGAUCGGGUGGCAGCCAUCAAUGUGACCCACUUGGAAGAGGCAGAUGAGGGCCCAGAGCCUGCCAGGAAUGGUGUGGACCCUCCACCCCGGGCCAGAGCUGCCUCUGUGAUCCCUGGCAGUGCUUCAAGACCCACCCCAGUGCGGCCCAGCCUCUCAGCUAGAAAGUUCUCCCUGCAGGAACGGCCAGCCGGAAGCUGUCUGGAGGCCCAGGUUGGGCCUUACUCUACGGGCCCUGCCACUCACAUCUCUCCUCGGGCCUGGCGGAGACCCACCAUCGAGUCCCACCAUGUGGCCAUCUCAGACACGGAGGAUUGUGUAAAACUGAACCAGUACAAGCUGCAGAGCGAGAUUGGCAAGGGUGCCUACGGUGUGGUGAGGCUGGCCUACAACGAAAGUGAAGACAGACACUAUGCAAUGAAAGUUCUUUCCAAAAAGAAGUUACUGAAGCAGUAUGGCUUUCCCCGCCGUCCUCCUCCCAGAGGGUCUCAAGCUGCCCAGGGAGGGCCAGCCAAACAGCUGCUGCCCCUGGAGCGUGUGUACCAGGAGAUUGCCAUCCUAAAGAAGCUGGACCAUGUGAACGUAGUGAAACUGAUCGAGGUCCUGGAUGACCCUGCUGAGGACAAUCUCUAUUUGGUGUUUGACCUCCUGAGAAAGGGGCCGGUCAUGGAAGUGCCCUGCGACAAGCCCUUUCCUGAGGAGCAAGCUCGUCUUUACUUGAGGGACAUCAUCCUGGGCCUCGAGUACUUGCACUGCCAGAAGAUCGUCCACAGGGACAUCAAGCCAUCCAAUCUACUCCUUGGGGACGAUGGCCAUGUGAAGAUCGCCGACUUUGGGGUCAGCAACCAGUUCGAGGGGAAUGAUGCUCAGUUGUCUAGCACGGCAGGGACCCCGGCAUUCAUGGCCCCUGAGGCCAUUUCUGAUUCUGGCCAGAGCUUCAGUGGGAAGGCCUUGGAUGUAUGGGCCACUGGGGUCACCUUGUAUUGCUUUAUCUAUGGGAAGUGCCCAUUCAUUGACGAGUACAUCCUGGCCCUUCACAGGAAGAUCAAGAAUGAGGCCGUGGUGUUCCCUGAGGAGCCAGAGGUCAGUGAGGAGCUCAAGGACCUGAUCCUGAAGAUGCUAGACAAGAACCCUGAAACAAGAAUUGGGGUGUCAGAUAUCAAGUUACACCCUUGGGUGACUAAGCAUGGACAGGAGCCUCUCCCUUCAGAGGAGGAGCACUGUAGUGUGGUGGAGGUGACUGAGGAGGAGGUGAAGAACUCAGUCAAGCUCAUCCCCAGCUGGACCACUGUGAUCCUGGUCAAAUCCAUGCUGAGAAAGCGUUCCUUUGGGAACCCAUUUGAGCCCCAAGCACGCAGGGAAGAAAGAUCCAUGUCUGCACCUGGAAACUUACUGAUGAAAGAAGGGUGUGGAGAAGGGGGCAAAAGCCCGGAGCUUCCCGGAGUCCAGGAAGAUGAGGCUGCAUCCUGAGUCCCUGCAUGUGCCCAGGGCCAUCGGCAGCAUGCUCAUUCCUUGCCUCCAGAGGCCCACCGCCCUCAUGCAAUAGUCGCCCGUGCGGGCAGGGGGCUGGGGACUGCGGCCUCUCCCCCGGCCCUCCUCCCCCAUUGUGCUGCAUGACCUGCGCACAGGCACAUCCAUGGACAAGUUUGGAAUGUGUAUCAUUUGGGGCUUGGGGUUCCUGGUUCUCUCUGUUCUGAUCCAUCUUGUGGGGAAGCCUGGGGCCCACAGACUAUUAGAAACCGUACCUGACUGGCUGGUGAGGCCCAGGGCAGAAGGGCAAGAGACCAAAAUGGCAGAUGGAAGCCUGGUGGGCUCCAUCUCAGAGAACUCCCGUAGGGCUCGGUGGGCCUUCCCAGCUGCCACACCACAAGGAAGGAUGAUUACCUCACCUGUGUGUGGAAGGUGCUGAGCGCUAGGCUACUCAGAUCUCUGGCGUGGAUGCUACAAAUAAUGAUGUGUGCCCGGGAGAGGACUGGUGUUGGAGAACUCAGAUUCCUCUUUUGUUGUCUUUUACCUGAAGGCUGGGGUGGGAGCAGCUGUUGUGGGGAACACCUUCCUCCAGCUUUGGGUAGUUCCUGGCACAUUGUUUGGCAGUCCCGUGGACCUGACAUUCAUGGACUGUGUUUUAUACUCGGCACUAGCCGGAAAAAGGGCUGAACUGAAUCCAGCUCAGAGCAUAGGCCUGAGCCAGGAGCAGCGCACCUUCCCUGCCUACCUCCCUUCUUCCCAUAUGGAUCUCCAGAGCCAAGGUUGCAGAAGAGACACCGAGAGUGACACUGAGGGCUAUGAACACUCGGAACUGUGGCCCUGCAGAUGUGGAAGUAACUGGGAUCCGGUCACUGACCCUACACUGGCUUACCCAUCUCAUGCCUAGGAUAAAGAAUGAACUGCCUAGGUGGGAGACUCAGACAGAUGAGGGACCUCACAGGAUGCAUACCCUGCAGGCAGGUGGCCCUUCUGCCAGUUGCUUCAGCACAGGACAUCAGUCAGCCCUGCUGCACACUUGGGGCACACAUGUGGACAAUGCCUUCUGGAGCGAGCGUCAGCUCUCUGGAUUCUGUGGUCGUCUGGCUGGUCUAAUGUUUACUGACAAUGCUCAUAGAGAUUGGUCCCCAAAGGGAGAUGACCAGGACUCAGGUACACCCCCCUGCCCCCGCAAAAACAUCCCACAAGAUCUUAGCUGCCCACAUGGGUUUCAGAAUGCAGGAGGGCUAGACUAGAAAAGAGGGAGGUUUGGUGGGAGCACUGAGUUCCAAUGCAUCUCUGUGCCAAUGGGUGUACAUUGCGCCUCCAUGUGCACUUGUUUGUGCGUGCCCAUCUGCUGUACACAGCACACUUGCAUGUCUCGUCCUGGCACAUGCAUCUGUAAUAUAGUUUCUACAUCUACGUAAGCCUAGGAGCAGAGGGUAGCCCACUGUCGGUGGGCUCCCAUUUCAACCCAGCUCCUCUGCACUAAGGCAGCCAGUGUAACCCAGGUCUUAAAAACAAAUCAUCUAAAUCUAUCUCUAAGAAUACUUUUAUAGAGUGAAUGAGAGCCGGCAGCCGUUAAAUAGCAAGGAGUCAGGGAGCUUUGUGAACGGGACCCACUUGGGAAAAGCUUGGAGUUGGGUGGCUGGCCUCGCUGUCCCCAGCAGAGCCAGAAAGGAAUGCUCACUGUCAUCUGUUGCUGAGAGUUUUGUUUGGCAUUGGUUCUGAAUGUAGCACAAGUGAACAAACUCCAUAAGAGUGUUUUAAAAAUCAACUUCUUAGGAAGUGAAUUAAAAACAAUAAAAAACCCAUUGUUAAGUUUAAAAAAAAAAAGAAAAGAAAAGAAAGAAAGGCUUUGUAAAUCUUCUGUGUCCAGAUGUGUGUUUCUCUUGUCCCAGCUGACUUGGCUUGAUCUUCUGGAAGGCUCUGAGGCACUGUAGGCCGCUGAGCGGCAUGGCAGGGUAGGGAGAGGUAGGGAGAGGAGAGGUGGGAGGAAGAAGGAGGUGGAGGAAAGGUGGGCUCACGAGGCCAAGGAGUUCCUGCCCUCCGUGCAGCUUAAGCCCCAGGGCCCCUACUUGGAAAGAAUUGGGUGCUUGAGAACCAGUGGGGUGGCCAUAGGAUACACUUCCUGUCUCGUAGGGGUACAGGAAGGCUAAGCUGGGAAGCCGGCCUGCCCAGUGUCUUACCCAUGCCUUAUCAGACUCAGCACCAGUACUCUAGCCAUAGGGUCCUCCAGGGUAGUGAUGUCAAGUGUCAUUCUUGAGGUCAGACAGCCCUGAGCUUGAACACAAAUUUGGCUACCUAACUGUCUAAGGGUUUCUGUUGUGAAGAGACACCAUGACCAUAACAACUCAUAAAGGAAAACAUUUAAUUGAGGUGGCAGCUUAUAGUUUCAGAGGUUUAGUCCAUUAUCAUCAUGGUGUGGGGAGCAUGGCAGCAUGUGGGCAGACAUGGUGCUGGAGAAGGAGCUGCUGCAUGUUGAUAUGCAGGUAACAGGAAGUAGACUGAGUAUCACACUGAGUGAAGCUUGAGCAAAAGAGACCUCAAAGCCCGCCCCCAUAGUGACACACUUCCUCCAACAAGGCCACACCCACUUCAACAAGGCCACAUCUCCUAAUAGUGCCACUCCCUUUGGGGGCCAUUUUUUUUUUCAAACUACCACACUAUCUAAUAACCCUGACACCUUUGGCAGGUCGUUAAAGGAGCUUUUGUUUCUUUAUUGGUAUAGUGAAAAUAGUAUCAGCACUUUUAUGGAGUUUUUGUGACAGUGAAUUCAGUCCUUGUUUCAAAAGCCUAGCUGGUAAUAAAUACUCGGUACAUAAGCCCUUAUGGGGAAA
Molecule: messenger RNA, 4524 nt
Organism: Peromyscus californicus insignis
Lineage: Eukaryota; Metazoa; Chordata; Mammalia; Rodentia; Cricetidae
Gene: Camkk1
Product: calcium/calmodulin dependent protein kinase kinase 1
Exons: 16
Coding region: 173-1690 (505 amino acids)
Biological process (GO): protein phosphorylation; activation of protein kinase activity; CAMKK-AMPK signaling cascade
Molecular function (GO): protein kinase activity; ATP binding
Source: RefSeq, a predicted model, not a curated record